Messenger RNA from Macrosiphum euphorbiae (potato aphid), 978 nucleotides. The record is from the annotation of a GenBank genome assembly. Lineage: Eukaryota; Metazoa; Arthropoda; Insecta; Hemiptera; Aphididae.
AUGAAACCUUUAAUGUUACAAGGGCACGAGCGUGCCAUUACUCAAAUUAAAUACAACAGAGAGGGGGAUUUAUUGUUCUCGUCUGCUAAGGACGUAACACCAAACGUUUGGUAUUCUUUGAACGGAGAGCGUCUUGGCACAUACAUUGGCCAUACUGGAGCUGUAUGGUGUAUUGACGUCGAUUGGAAAACCACUAAAUUUUUGUCCGGUGCUGCUGACAACACCUUAAGGCUUUGGGAUGUUGCUACUGGUGUGGAGAUCGGUAAUAUUAGUAGUAAUUCAGCUGUGCGUACAUGCUCUUUCAGUUACUCAGCGGAUCUUGCCAGCUACUCAACAGAUCAAGCUAUGAAACAAGAUUGUGAAAUAUUUAUAGUUGAUGCUCGAGAUGACGAAUCUUUUAAAAGCAGUAACCCAAUUUUGAGAAUGACUGUGCCAGAUUCCAAAGUGACUUCUUUAAUUUGGGGUACAUUGGACCAUACAAUCAUUACUGGACAUGAAGAUGGUGCUAUUACUCAAUGGGAUUUGAGAACUGGAAAAAGCAUAGAAACUGUAAAAGACCAUCAAGGAUCAAUCAAUGACAUGCAAAAAAAUCGACAAGGUACUAUGUUCGUUACUGCAUCAAGAGACAAAACUUCAAAGCUAUUUGAUGUUGAAGAUUUGUCAGUCCAUAAAGUCUAUGUGACUGAACGUCCUGUCAACAGUGCUUCACUUUCACCUAUAUAUGAUCACGUGGUCUUGGGUGGUGGUCAAGAUGCUAUGGAUGUGACAACAACAGCAGCACAAGCAGGAAAAUUUGAUGCUAGAUUCUUUCAUGUAAUUUUUGAAGAAGAAUUUGCAAGAGUUAAAGGUCAUUUCGGUCCCAUAAAUUCAUUAGCAUUCCAUCCAGAUGGUGAAAGUUUCAGUACAGGUGGAGAGGAUGGUUUCAUUAGGGUACAAUCAUUCGAUCCGUCAUACAAAGAAUUUAGAUUUGAUUAUUGA